This is a messenger RNA of Pogona vitticeps (central bearded dragon), 1849 nucleotides long. It is a transcript of the gene SUCNR1, whose product is annotated as succinate receptor 1. Gene Ontology annotation, biological process: G protein-coupled receptor signaling pathway. The record is from RefSeq and is a predicted model, not a curated record. Gene Ontology annotation, cellular component: plasma membrane. Gene Ontology annotation, molecular function: G protein-coupled receptor activity. Lineage: Eukaryota; Metazoa; Chordata; Lepidosauria; Squamata; Agamidae.
AGGCAUAGAGUGCUGUGCUGAGCAGCACUCUGCUGAACUGGACUCUUUCAUUUGAUCAUGGUCAAGGUGUUCACCGAAAGAGACGUUACCCAUGCUGCAGAAUGGAUAUCAGUGAUUCCAGAGAAUGUGACAGCAUGUCCAAGUCUCUUGAAAUGUAUUACCUUUCCACCAUGUAUACUUUUGAGUUCAUACUUGGCAUCAUCGGCAAUGGUAUUGUUGUUUUUGGCUACAUCUUCUGCCUCAAAACCUGGAGAAGUGGCAAUAUCUACCUGUUCAACCUGACGCUGUCAGAUUUUGCAUUCCUGUGCACUCUUCCUCAGCUUGUGUCAAGGUACUCAAAAGGUAUGUCAUCCCAUGAGAACACCUGGUGCCAAAUCAAUCGAUUUCUUUUGCAUGGCAACUUGUACACAAGUAUCCUUUUCCUUACUUUAAUUAGCAUUGACCGAUACCUGCUCAUGAUGUAUCCAUUAAGAAAUCACUUCUUACAAAAGAGAAGCAUGGCCCUUGUUCUCUCCAUCGUUAUAUGGGUCUUGGUUACCGUGGAACUGUCACCCAUGUUCAUCUUCAUUGGAACUCAGAACACAACAGAGAGUGAUCAAUGUAUGGAUUAUGCAAGUUCAGGAGAUGCAGUCCAAAGCCUUAUCUACAGUAUGAGUUUGACAGUCAUUGGUUUUAUCAUUCCCUUGUGCGCCAUGUGGAUUUUUUACAUGAAGACUCACACUUUCCUUAAGAGCCACAGAUCCCAGUUUGCUGGUGCCCUGACACUUGAGAAGCCCCUCACUUUAAUCGUUAUGGCUGUGACGAUCUUUUCACUGCUCUUUACUCCCUACCACAUCAUGCGCAAUGUUAGGAUUGCCUCUCGAAUAAAAUUCUGGACAGUCUCCCCAUGCACAAGCGAUCUUAUCAAAGCGGUCUACAUUCUUACAAGGCCGGUUGCCUUUUCGAACAGCGUAAUUAACCCCAUCUUUUAUUUCUUAAUGGGAGAUCACUUCAGGGAAAUGCUGAUGAAUAAAGUGAGGCACUUCUUUAAGUGGUUCACAACUUGCUGCAGAUUUAACUUUUGGACUGAUAGAACACAAAGGAGGCUGAACAGCACUGAUUUGUACGUUCUUCAGUAGAACCUUUCUACGGAAGCUUUGAAUUUCCCAGGUUUCGUAGCAAUCUGUAUGUGGAUAACAACAGUUGCUAUGGCUUCCUUCAAGUAUCUGAACUCAUGUGCAAAAAACAAUUUUGUGGAUUAAAUUAAAGAGGAGAACUUGCUCCUUCUCAUGCAUAAAACAAGCUAUGGGGGGCCCACUCCGAAUGUCACUUGAUUCAUCUCAUUAGUGAAAUUUGUAAGGGGAGUUUAAAUUUCUUAGAUAUUCUGCGGCAGUAUGUUUGUCUUCUUCGGAUUUAUAGAGCUCAGAUUGUAUAUGUAACUUAAGGCAGUCAUAUGCCACCAUGAGCAAGAACAGAAGCACUAUCCCACUCUGUUCUCUGCAUGAAUGCCUUUGUGAGCACACAACCCAUAAAGAGUCUUGGUUCUGCCCUUCAAUCAUUUCCACUUUGGUUCUGAAGAGACACUGGGAAUCAAUAACACAGGGCUGGUUUUAACACUGGGGAGGGUGAGGAUGUCAGCUCAGGCGGCAAAUACUGGGCUUCACAGAGCAGUGGCAAGUAGUGGAGACACAGCCAUACAUGUGAUAUGCAGUCUGCUUUGUGCCCCAUAAACUACUUUGUUGUCAUCAGUUGCACUGGAGGAUGUUGUCCUGUCACCAGUGUUAAAAUGAAACUGAAGUACAAUGGUGCCUCGCUAGACAGUUACGCCGCGUGAUAGUUUUUUCGCUAGACAUUGACUUUUUCCGAUCGC